AUGGAGGAUCUGGAGACGUCGGCGGCGCUCGAGUUCCACGGCGCGCGCUUCGUGGUGACGCUGCAGGUGCAGCAGCAGCUGCUGCACCUGCAGGUGGAGGCGGCGGACGCGGCGGCGGCGCCUCCCAGCGUCUGGACGGGGCGCUUCCCGGCCUCGGACAUCGAGCAACUCACGCGCCAGACGGGCAACUCCAAGCGCUUCCCAGUGUUCGUGCAGAUGCUGCUUACAGCGCUGCACCGCCGCAGCGACGCCGUGUUCGUGGACCUGCUGACUGCAGCGGACCUGGAUCUCUACCGACAGCGGAAAAUGCAGCCCGGGACGGCCGUCGAAGGAUUGACGAGUGCUGGCGGUGCUGCAUCGAGUGGCAGUGGCAAGAGGUUCCUGAUCCUGACUUAUGCCGUCGAGUUCGACCGAGUUCACUACCCGCUGUCCUUGACGCCGGAGCUUUCGCCGUCUCCUGAAGUUCUGCAACGCACCAUUCGCAGGCUGAAGCAGGCGCUGGCGGAAAAGGAGAACGGCCCUACUGCUGCUGGUAGUGCGGCUUCGGACUCUCGACUAGCGGAUGAGAACGCCGUACUGAGAGAGGAGAAUCGCUGCUUGAAGAACACUCUGAAGCAGUAUUGCGACGGGACGAGGGAGGGUGGCAAUGGAGUGCUGAACUCGACGGGUGAGCUGCAGCGAGAGCUUCAGGCGUCGAUCGAAGAGAAUAAAGAGCUUAUUGCGCUCUACCAGCAGUUUCGAGAAGAUUCGGCUGUGGAGACUGCGCGACUUCGCACUGAGAUCAAACAACUGCGACUAGCAGCUCAGCAGAAUGAUCGCACAGAGCUGGCCAAGCAGGAGCAAGAGCGAUUGGAGACACGACGGAAAAUUAAGGACAGCAACGCUGCGGUACAAGAGACUCUUGCGCAAAUGGUGCAGAUGAAGGCCCAGCUGGAGGAAACUCAACUGAAGAACCGCGAGCUUCUUCGACAACUAGCGAUCGCGAGGGCUCAAGCUGGACAGCAAGGCCAACGUCAACGCCCAGCGCUCAAUGGCAGCAGGGGGACUGAUUUACCCUCGCGCUUUUCAAGAGGGAGGUCUCCUGCUUCGCGACAGCAGCGAACGCCGCGGAGCACUCGACGGGGACGACCCUCGCCUCGACCAGCUUUCCGGCGCUUUGACCCUACAGCCUACCAGCAAGAAAAGGAGCGCAAGCUACGCGAAGGUCGGGCGCGCUCGAACUCGCGCACACGACCGCCACGGUCCAAUGGCGGAUACUCGUCAGACAGCUCAGUGGGUGGUUACUCCUCAGCUGGCUCCCGAGGCUCUCAAGCUUCGUCGCGCUCUACGCGAUCACGCAGUUCACGGCUGUCAAGAGAUCGCCAACGCGAGCUUGAUGCGCGUCUGGCCUCUCCUAAGCGGGUGAUGGAGCCGCCUCCACUCGAGACCCGCCGCCCUCGCGCGUCAAACAAUUCGCCGCUUCCUCGAUCAGGCCCUCCCGGUGCUCGCUCUCGAAGUCGUGGGCGCUCGCCAUCGCCGUCACCAUCGCAGAGCAGCGGGAUCAGUCGUCAGGCUACUCCUAGGGGCUCUGCAGCGUCUUCACCGCGCAAACCGGUUCAGCAGACACCUCAGAAGAAGCUCAACCAGCUGAAUCCCGUGCUACGACGAAGGAAGCAGCCGCCUCAAGCGCUGCUGGACACGUCUGCUGAUUCAUUCAGCGACAUCGAUGACCGACUCACAGCUUUGCAGCAAUUUCUACGAGAGGCCAAGCAGGGCGGAAUAGGAGCUGCGGGGGCCAGCACCGCUGCAUGA
Molecule: messenger RNA, 1791 nt
Organism: Phytophthora sojae
Lineage: Eukaryota; Oomycota; Peronosporomycetes; Peronosporales; Peronosporaceae
Exons: 6
Coding region: 1-1791 (596 amino acids)
Source: RefSeq, a predicted model, not a curated record